CUUUAUAUUAAAUGGGAAAAGAAUGGGUUGAAAGUUGAAUCAAUGGAGAAAUUACGAAAAGUGGUAAACGAGAUAGCAUAUAAGAAGAAUCUCAGUAAACUAUCUCCUCUUCGUUUCUCUCUUCUCCCUUUCCUUUCCGUUUCAUCGUCUUUCUACAAACUCGCUCUCUCAAUUCGCCGCCGUUUCUUUCUUUCUCAAGUUCAUCGUUUGCCACUUCCUGUUAUCAGCGUCGGAAAUUUAACAUGGGGAGGUAAUGGCAAGACGCCAAUGGUUGAGUUCAUUGCUGCCUUCUUUGCUCGUUCCGGAAUUUCACCUCUUGUUCUUUCUAGGGGUUAUGGUGGUGGUGAUGAAGUUAACAUGCUUCAGAGGCAUUUACUUGGAACAUCAACUAAGUUUGGUGUUGGCGCGAAACGAGCUGUUGUUGCUAGUCAUUUGAUCCAAAAAUAUGGCUACAUUGAUAUUCGCAAGACUUCAUUGUAUGAGAAACAAAACCUUAACUGGAAGGCCCAUAAUUCUCUUGAUUCAGAAAAGAUUGGGAUUGUAGUUCUUGAUGAUGCAAUGCAGCAUUGGAGCUUAUGGCGAGAUUUGGAUAUUGUGAUGGUCAAUGGAUUAACUCUUUGGGGUAACGGCCGACUACUGCCACUUGGACCUUUAAGAGAGCCUUUGACUGCACUCAGACGAGCCAAUGUAGUUGUAAUCCAUCAUUCAGACUUGGUUUCUGACCGUGUUCUCGAAGAUAUUGAGUCUAUGGUCCAAGGAAUUAAAAAGUCUGUUCCUAUUUUCUUCACAAAAAUGGAUCCAACUUACCUAUUUGAGGUGGGAAACAUCAAUGCUAAAAUAUUGUUGACAGCUCUUCAUGAAGCUACUAUUUUAUGCGUUUCCGCUAUUGGUUCUCCGGAACCUUUUGUGAAGCGGGUUCAAGAGAUGGGAGCACUGUAUGUUGAUCGAAUAGAUUUCAGCGAUCAUCACAAAUUCCAUGCCAGGGAUAUUGGUACGAUCAGAGCCAGACUUGGAGAACUAGAGAGGAAGUUUGGUUUCAAACCAAUUGUUGUAAUAACUGAGAAGGAUUAUGAUAGGGACCCUGAAAUUCUUAAGCAACUUUAUCCAUUUAAAACUUAUGUUCUGUGUUCUACAUUGAAGAUUUUGCCCUAUAGAGGAAACAAUGAAGAUAGCUUUAAGAAAUUUCUUAAGGACAAGUUGAAAUUAGAAUUGCCUGCAGCGGAUUAAUUGCUUGCCAAUCCCUCUGUUUUGCAAAAUGGUUGUAUUUUUCCGGUAGAAACCGGAUAACCCGUGCAACUACAGAGACUAAUCUCAAGCCGGAGAGGACCACAAUGGACGACAAACCUCUUCUCAAGAGAAUUUAACACAACUUCAUGUCUAGGGCUUCGUUUCGAACUCUGGACUUCUGGUUAAACUUUAAGAGAUCCCAUAUCAAUUCAUCCAAGUGUUCUUGAGUUAAGAGUUUACUAGUACAUUCUAAGGAGACAAGUUUUUUGAAAUAUCUAUUCUCUUAUAGGAACCAUUAAUUAUAGAGUUUGAUUGGGGACAAUCUAUUUUGGAACAACCCAUUUUAAACUAACUUUUCAACAUAAAAUCAACUUAAUUUUCCUUCUA
This is a messenger RNA of Lathyrus oleraceus (garden pea), 1614 nucleotides long. Its product is annotated as probable tetraacyldisaccharide 4'-kinase, mitochondrial. Lineage: Eukaryota; Viridiplantae; Streptophyta; Magnoliopsida; Fabales; Fabaceae. Gene Ontology annotation, molecular function: lipid-A 4'-kinase activity; ATP binding. Gene Ontology annotation, biological process: lipid A biosynthetic process. Bases 43 to 1227 code for a protein of 394 amino acids. The transcript has 7 exons. The record is from RefSeq and is a predicted model, not a curated record.